Phanerochaete carnosa HHB-10118-sp is the source of this 675-nucleotide messenger RNA. RefSeq lists its product as uncharacterized. The coding region runs from base 1 to 675 and encodes 224 amino acids. The transcript has 6 exons. Gene Ontology annotation, cellular component: GINS complex. The record is from RefSeq and is a predicted model, not a curated record. Gene Ontology annotation, biological process: DNA-templated DNA replication; double-strand break repair via break-induced replication. NCBI's taxonomy places the organism in Eukaryota, Fungi, Basidiomycota, Agaricomycetes, Polyporales, Phanerochaetaceae.
AUGGACCUCGACGACGACCCUGGCCCCACGAACGCGAAGGUGGAUAUCGUGUCCCAGGAGCUCGCGGAAGAGACGCCAUUUCAGCAGCUUCUCAGACACUGGAUGAACGAAAGGCACGCACCAGACAUUCUGCAUGCUCAGGAGGGCUUGUUGGGCAGGUUGUUGGACCACAUCAAGAAGCAGACGGACGAUGUGCAGCUGCUCCGCGCAGACCCAGACACCAGCGAGGACGAGCACUUUCGGAUUAUGCUCGUCCAGACCGAAAUCGAGCGCGUCAAAUUUAUCAUCCGGUCUUAUGUCCGUACGCGGCUCCACAAGAUUGAAAAGUACGCACGAUACAUUGUCGCGACGCCGGAGAUGCACGAACGGCUAACACAGGCAGAGCUCGAUCAUGCAAGGCACUACGCCACACUGACCGAGACUCACUUCACGCGGGCUGUCCUUCAGGGCUUACCCGAUGAACAACGGUCACUGGAUGACCAAGUACCCUUCCUUCCACCAAUGCUAUCACAACCUGACAAGACCCGUGCUGUCUUUGCGCACGCGCUUGUAUCAUGUCCGCCAGUGCACCUACCCGAUGGCUCUGUGAUGGAGAUGACCCGCGGACAGAUCUCACUCACACCUUAUCACGUCGUUGAGCAGCUCCUCAUGCGUGGUGAGGUUGAGCUCGUGUGA